UUACUCCCGCGAACAAAAUUUCAGUUUCGUUCGUUGCCGCUCUAUUCGUCGUCUUUCAUGGGGGAUAUGCAAAGAGGAGAUGAAGAUUGAAAGAUAGAACAAGAAAAAACCCUAAUUUUUGAAAUUUGAUCUUUCACGGUUAGUUUGCUUCUUGAUAUUUUGCAAAUUUGAUCCCAGAUCUAUACGUGUAUAUAUGUAAUACAGAUACGUGGAUGCAUGAAAAGUCUUUUGGGGGAUUAAUACUGCGAGUCAGUGUCUUGCGGUAUAUUUUCAGAUUCGUCUAUUUAGCUUGGAAGAGGUUGGUUAGAAUCGGAUUUUGAGGGAUUUAUGUGAAAUUGAAUAACGGAAUUCGAAAAAAUCGACGCAUUUGAGUUGAUCAGAAGUUGAUUAUCCGUAACCUUUUUCCUCCUAGAGGAGUGUGUUGGAUUGUUGUAUAAUUGGUAUUAGAGAUUGAAUAUCGUAAUUCAGUUGUUUGAGAGAGUAUCAGUGAGGGUUUUAAUUCCUAAUUCAGAAAUUAGGGUUUUUGUUGUGUUAAUUGGUUUGCAUAGUUAUUUAUUUCCACUUAGAAUGCUGUUAUGCAUUGUGAAUUUCUUGAUAAGUGUUAGUUAUUGAACUUGUAGAGGGUUACGUUUUGAUGGGAGAAGGGGAGGUCUGUGUGGCGGUGGUGAGUAAUGUUGGGGAAAUGGAAAAUGAGAAAAUUCAGCAAAAGCGUGACCAUCAGUGGCUAACUGCUGGCUCUGAUGUGGAACCCUUGGCCAAGAAACAGGCGAAAGAGGGUUCAGUUGAUGAAGGAGAUUCCUGUGCUAGGGAUCUGUCAGAGGUGGCCCAGGUUUCUAUUGAACACGAUCCUUGUGUCAAAAGACUUCCCAUAGAGGGUUCAAAUGAUAUUAAACCAGAGCCUUGUGUGGAGCAGAAUAUGAACGAAUGUUCAGAUGGGUUAGAACUAGAGCCUUGUGGUAGAAUGCAAACACCAGAAGCUCUAAAAGAUAUUAAACCAAACACUUUUGUCAAGGACCCUGUGCAACAAUGUUUGAAUGCAACAAAACAACCGAAUUGUGAAAGGACGCAGGCAAUAGAGAGUUUAAAUUAUAUCGGUGUAAAUCCUUGCGAUGAGCAGCCUGUUAAAGAAGAUCCAUGUGCCAUGGAAGUAGAUCCUUGUGGGGAAAGGCUCCCAUCAAAGGUUCUAAAUGACAUAGAAAUAGAGCCAAUUGUUGUGCAGCCUGUCAAGGAGUGUUUGAAUGAGAUGGAACUAGAGUCUCAUGGUAGGAUGCAGGGAACAGGGGCUGGAAGUGAUAUUGACCUAGAUCCUUGUGGUAGGAUGCAGACAACAGGGGCUAGAAGUGACAUUGAACCAGAGCCUUCUCUUCUUCAGCCUGUCAAAGAAUGUCCGAGUGAGACAGAGCUGGAGGCUUGUGGCAAUAUGCAACCAGCAGAGGCUUUGAAUGAGAGUGAACAAGAGCUUUCUGUUCAGCAACCUGUCAAAGAAUCUAUGCAUGAGAUGGAAUUAGAGGUUUGUGGAAGGAAGCAGACAACACAAGUUUUAGAUAGUACUGGAAUAGAACUUUCUGUUGUGAAGCAGACAACACAAGCUUUAGAUAGUACUGGAAUAGAACUUUCUGUUGUGAAGCUGACAACAGAGGCCUUAAAUGAUAUUGAUCUAGAGCUAUCAGUUGAGAAGGUGUGUCACAAUGAGAUAGUGACAGAUCCUUGCACCAAGAAGGAGGUGAAGGAGGCUUCGAAUGAUGAUAUAUGUUCUGAGGUUUCAAACCCCAAUGUGUCACCUCGCGAUAAUUCUUCGAGCUUUCAGACUGUUAAUAGCCAAUCAGAUGGGAAGGUAGUCAUGAAAGACCAAGUUGUUUGUGGUGAAAUUACAUCGGCUUGUUCUGGAGAUUCUAGCAGUGAGGGGAGCUCGAGUCAAGAGGAGCAUGGUACCAAUGAUACAUCUGGUACUGUGUCAACGUCACAUGUUAUACUUGAGGUUCCAAAGCAUGCCAGUACUUCUUCUGGUAUUAGGAAAAUUACAUUCAAAUUCAGCAAACGGAAGGAAGACUAUGGUAGUCAAUUGUCUGCUUCUGCUGCGAAGUGCAUGAGCGAAGCUUUUGAUAAUCCGACUCGUAAGGGACCCAGGUUAACUCAUAUCAGUGAGCAAGGGUUGCAUGAACCUGGUGAAGUGAUGCCUGGGAAGGUUAUACCUGACAGUUAUCCGACAACUGUUAAAAGGCUCUUAUCAACCGGGAUACUUGAGGGAGCAAAAGUGAAAUAUAUUUCUGCAUCGGGGGAGCUUAUUGGAAUUGUCAAGGAUUGUGGCUAUCUAUGUGGUUGUGCAACAUGCAAUUUUUCUAAUAUUCUCCGUGCUCACGAGUUUGAGGAACAUGCUGGUGGAAAAACAAGGCACCCUAAUAAUCACAUAUAUUUGGAGAAUGGAAAACCUAUAUACAGUAUAAUUCAGGCCAUGAAGACUGCUCCUCUCAGCACAGUAGAUGAAGCCAUAAGAAAUGUAGCUGGUUCAUCUGUCAACGAGGAACUCCUCCAGGUUUGGAAAGGGAAUCUCCAAAGAAACAUGGACAUGGCUAAGCCAGACAACAGCUAUCAUAUGAAGCUUAUGAACUUGUAUCAUUCAACAACCAGCUGCACCAGCCACACAAGCGAAGAUGGUUCUAGCCCCCACUAUUGUUACCGUAAGAGUUUUGCUAUGGAACCUCAAACAUUUGUUAAUGAGACCACAAAAGAGCGGAAAUGCCUGUUUAAGAAGCCAAGAUCAUACACACCUAGCGCAACUGUUGAAACUAAGCGAAGUGCUGAAGGUGGCCAUAAGAAAAGGGAUAAUGAUUUACACCGUUUACUUUUUAUGCCAAACGGACUUCCAGAUGGGACUGAAUUGGCUUAUUAUGCCAGAGGGAAGAAAAUACUUGACGGCUACAAGCAAGGGAACGGUAUAGUCUGUAGCCAUUGUGACAAUGAGAUCAGUCCUUCACAAUUUGAAGCUCAUGCUGGAUGGGCUGCCAAACGUCAACCCUAUCGUCAUAUCUAUAUUUCUAAUGGAGUGACACUCCAUGAUAUUGCUCUGUUGCUUGCAAAUGGUCAAAGUAUUGCGACCAGCAAUAGUGAUGAUAUGUGUGCAGUAUGUGGAGAUAGAGGAGAAUUGAUUAUUUGUGAUGGAUGCCCGCAUGCUUUCCAUUCAGUUUGUUUGGGACAAGAGGGUGUUCCUUCUGAAGAUUGGCACUGUCCGUAUUGUAGAGACAGUAUUGGUUCCGGUAGGAAAACUGCUUCAGAGUCCCGGCCCAUUCUUAUCCGACUGACCCGGGUUGUGAAAGCCCGAGAAUACGAAACUGGUGGUUGUGUUAUUUGCAGGGCCCAUGAUUUCAGUACUGCUGAAUUUGAUGAUCGGACAGUAAUGCUAUGCGAUCAAUGUGAGAAGGAGUACCAUGUUGGUUGUUUAAGAGAGAGUGGGAUAUGCGAUUUGAAGGCACUCCCAUCAGAUAAAUGGUUUUGUUGCGAUCACUGUGAUAUGAUCCAUGGUGCUAUCCAAGAAGUGGUUGCCAAUGGAGCAGCUGGAAUUUCGGGUUUAGCUUUGAGUACGAUAAACAAGAAACAUAUAGAGAAAGGAGUAUUUGAUGGAUCUCUGGAUGAAAUUCGAUGGCGGAUGCUGAGUGGGAAAAGCCGCUAUCCUGAACAUUUGCCACUUCUGUCAAGGGCUGCUGCCAUUUUCCGGCAAAACAUGGUCAACUUUUGCAUCGCUUAUGUUUUAUGCCUGCCCGACAAGGUUGUUAGCAUUUUGCGAUUGGAAGAGCUGCUUCUAUAAAUAACAUAGAAGCCAUUGCAUGACAAAAAGCAAAGCUCUAAAGCACAAUAUGAGAAGUCAGGCUUGAUAAAAAGAUAAUGGGAUAAAUAGUGUCUUGGUCCAAGAUAAAGGAGGGUGCCAUGCAUUAAGCUUUGUGAGCCAGCAUUCUAUCUAGCUGUUCUCGUGUAAAUAGCCCUUUCCGACUAGUUAGGUUAAAGUGCUUGUUUUUUUUGGCCAAUUAUAUCAUGCUCUCUAUGAAUGCUAAUGUUGCUUACCGACACUUGUGGUUUUUUGUUUUCUUUACAUUCUGUUAUAAUGUAAACAAAGCUGUGAUUUCUGUUUGACAAUGAAAACUAAAAUUUAUGUUUUAUUGGGUUUGAAAGUUUAACCUCAUUAGAGUAAAAAGGUUAAUGCGUGUACUUUUGGUAAACCAAAGUUUCAAAUCUUAAAGAGUUCCUUGUAUAAGAAACUAACUGAAUGAAAAUGGCCUGGCUUCAGAGUUGAUAUUGAUUUGAAUGAGUUGAUGCUUUUCCAUGCCGUGCUAUUGCUGCAUAUAUUGCUUCCACUUUUGUUAUUAAAUUAUUUUUCAUUGCCAUGUUUUGGCUCCCAAGUCAUCAUCUUUUUUACUGAAAUUAUGCGGUAUC
Molecule: messenger RNA, 4425 nt
Organism: Cynara cardunculus var. scolymus (artichoke)
Lineage: Eukaryota; Viridiplantae; Streptophyta; Magnoliopsida; Asterales; Asteraceae
Exons: 15
Coding region: 635-3802 (1055 amino acids)
Molecular function (GO): acyltransferase activity, transferring groups other than amino-acyl groups
Source: RefSeq, a predicted model, not a curated record